Messenger RNA from Chrysoperla carnea, 1186 nucleotides. RefSeq lists its product as uncharacterized. The coding region runs from base 134 to 916 and encodes 260 amino acids. The transcript has 5 exons. NCBI's taxonomy places the organism in Eukaryota, Metazoa, Arthropoda, Insecta, Neuroptera, Chrysopidae. The record is from RefSeq and is a predicted model, not a curated record.
UGUUCACAGCACGUACUGAUAAACAGUGAAAUUAGUAGUUUUUUUAUUUUUUAUGGCCAUAUUUUUUGUGAAAUAAUUAUUUUUAAUAUUGUGUGUAUUUUGUUCUUGUAUAGUUGUAUAUUUUGUAACAGUGAUGCCCAAAUUUUCCAGAAUGAAAAUUCGGUGGUUAAUUUUUGCCAUGUUUGCCAGUACAAUCGAGGUAAUCGGUGCCUCGAGCAUGUUUGGACCAGGAUUUCCUUUUAAUAACGAUUUCGGAGGUAACAUGCGAAAAAAUAUGGACGCACAAAUGGGUAACAUGCGAAGAAAUAUGGAAAACAUGCCAGGAAGACGGAAAAUCUUUUCCGAUGUAAUGCCGCCAGAAUUUUAUGAGAGUAUGAAUAGAUUGCAACAACAAAUGGAUGAUAUGAAUGCAAAAUUCGAGGCAACAAGAUUGAUAUCCUCUAUGUUAAAGGGCACUGGUGGGUCAACAAGGAUAAGCUACAAUGGAAAUAAUGUACUUGUGCACAACAAUCAAAUGACAGGAUGCCAGGGACAGGUUUUCCUGCAACCAAAUAAUGGAUUUGUGUGUAAUGGAAUAGUUGUAGGCGCAAAUAAAGUUUGUGUACCAGGAAGCAAAUCAUUUAGUCAAAUAAAUGAUAGAUUUUGUGUAUUUGAUGAUACGGCUUUAUCCCACAGUUCUUAUGAAGUGAAUGGUCAAAUUAUUUGUGAAAAUGGCGUUCUAUAUACAUUAAACGAGCUACAGAAACAAUGUGGUACAAAUGUAAUGUCCGAACAAUAUGCACAUGCUGCUUACACGCCCGAUCUAAACAAUCCCCAACACAUACCAAUUCCCUCGAACAAUCCAUACUUGAAUUGCCAACGUACGGAUGUUUGUGAAUUUGAUAUCAAUUUUAGUGGAUUUAAAAAUUUUUUCUAAUUAUUUUGAAUUAAGUUUUAAUUUAAGAGAAUCUAAUUUAAUAAAUUAUAAGUUUUGUUAUUUUAUUUUAUAGUUAAAUAUUUGAUGUUUUUAUAAAACUACUUUCCAUCAUCAUGAGAUGCAUAGGCCAUUGAAAACCCUAGUUCUAAUCCGAUCAAUGAAGUUAAGUAACGUUGAACACAUUAAGUCCUUGGAUGGGUGACCACUUAAUAACACUGUGUAUUUUUGCUUUUUUAUUUUUAGUUAGUGACUGCAGUGGUCUUCUUUAUC